CGUUUAGCGUCAUUACUUAAUCAUGGGAGUCGCUGGUACAGAUCGUAAGCAGUCGCGAUGGCGCGCGGCGGAGGAUGGUGAUUCUUCUACAAAAUCGCAGAGUAGCGUCGGUAAUGGAGGCGUUAAGGGUUUGUCGCCGGCUGAGAUCGCACGCAACAUCAAGAAUGCCAAAGAAGCUCUUGCGGCUGCUAAGAAGGAGGAGCAGGUGCGUAGACAGAUAAAGGAGAAGCUCAGCAAGAUUGACUUAUCUAAGAAGCUUCUUCCGACGACGAUUAAGCUUGGUCUGAAGCCUCUUAUGGUUGACGAUAUGGGACGCGUGUUGGACGAAUCUGGGAAUGUGAUGCAGCACCGUCCCAUACUUCAUUCUAAUUUAAAGAUUAACCAGAACUUUGAGCGUGAGAAGUUGCAGAAGGAGGCUGCCACCACUGCUCCUGAGCGCCCUAAGGUUGACAAGGUUGAUAAGAUUGCCAAGCGGGCUGAGGAGAGUCAGUAUGUAGAUUCAACUUUGAUGGUAUCUAAGCGCCGUAGGCGCAGCAGUUUGAAUUUUGUUGAGCCUGGCUCUUACAUUAAACAGGAGCGCCAGUUGCAACGUCAGCUUGAGGACAAUGCCCUUGGUAUAAAUCGUCGUAAGAUUCAAUUACAGCGCAAGAUGUUGAUAGAGCAGCAGGAGCGCCGUCUGGCUGCUCGCCAGAAGUUGGAAUCGACGGGUGAGAAUGCUGCAUUACCUGUGGAUGGUGACCGGGUGGAGGAGACGAAUCCCAAUUUGAUACCUUUAAAGGCUGGUAUGUUAGAGAAAAAGGAUUCCUGGGACGAUGACGAGCCGUGGAUGGAAUGGUGGGACCGCGGUGUUAUUAUUUUGAAGACGGGUGAGGACCCCUUUAAGUCUGGCAACGUGAAGAAACACCAGACGUUGGAUAUUGACCCAGAUUUAUGUAUGAUUAACGAGAAGAAGUUUAAUAACUACAUUGAGCAUCCUUGCAAGAUAGAUGGUAAGCGUAAGAAGGGAAAGGACACUCCUUCGAUCAUGUUGACAAAGGAGGAACGGAAGAAGUUGCGUCGUCGCAAGCGUGAGGAGAAGCUUAAGGCCAUUCAGGAUAAGAUUCGUAUUGGUUUGAUUCCACCUCCAGCUCCUAAGUUGAAACUAUCUAAUUUACUUCGUGUACUUAAGGACCAAUCUGUAGCUGAUCCAUCUCUUGUGGAGAAGCAGGUGCGUGAUCAGAUGGAGGAGCGUUUGAUGAACCACGAGAGGCGCAAUGAGGAGCGCAAGUUAACCCCUGAGCAACGUUCCAAAAAGCACGCCAAGAAAUGGCAGGUUGGUAAGAAUGAGGAGAUUGAGGCUGCCUUAUUCACAUUGCGGUCUCUUACGAACCCUAAGUUGUUAUUCAAGGUUGAUGUGAAUGCUCAGCAAUUUCACUUGACCGGUUGCUGCAUUGUUGCUAGGCAUGCUCAAUCGAUCGUCGUGAUUGAGGGCAGCAAGUUAUCGGUGAAGCGCUACAUAAAGCUACUAAUGCGUCGCAUAAAGUGGGAGGAGGCGGAGACAACUACUGAUGAGGACGUGCUACUCUAUGACUCUUCCGGCGGGUUUUGCAAGCAGAUUUGGACUGGCAGCGUGAAGAAGCGCAACUUUUCAACAUGGAGCGUGGCGUUUGCUGAUUGUGAUGAGGAGAUAACUGAGAUUUUGAAACCUUCCAAGGCGCUACACUACUUUGAGAUGGUACAGAAAUACAGGGACCCUCUAAAAGACAUUUAGUACAAUGU
This is a messenger RNA of Babesia bovis T2Bo, 1758 nucleotides long. RefSeq names its product pre-mRNA processing factor 3 (PRP3) family protein. Lineage: Eukaryota; Apicomplexa; Aconoidasida; Piroplasmida; Babesiidae. Gene Ontology annotation, biological process: mRNA splicing, via spliceosome. The transcript is spliced from 5 exons. The record is from RefSeq and is a predicted model, not a curated record. The coding region runs from base 23 to 1750 and encodes 575 amino acids. Gene Ontology annotation, cellular component: U4/U6 x U5 tri-snRNP complex.